Messenger RNA from Lathyrus sativus (Indian pea), 1074 nucleotides. The record is from the annotation of a GenBank genome assembly. NCBI's taxonomy places the organism in Eukaryota, Viridiplantae, Streptophyta, Magnoliopsida, Fabales, Fabaceae.
AUGGACAUAUAUGAGCCAUUCCAACAAGUUAACAUGUGGGGUGAUAACUUUAAAGUUGAAGGUGGUUUGAGUUCAAUUGCUUCUUCACCAAUGUUAAUGGUGAACACUACUAAUAUAGAGAACAAGAGUGAAUAUGUUCCUCAUGAACCAAGAGAGUCUUCUGGAGCUGAUCAAGAGGCUAUAGAUAGUAAGGCGCUACGACGCCUCGCUCAGAAUCGAGAGGCCGCUAGGAAAAGUCGAUUGCGCAAAAAGGCUUAUGUUCAACAAUUAGAAACAAGCAGAUUGAAGCUGAUGCAACUUGAGUUGGAGAUUGGAAGAGCAAGAAAGCAGUUGCAGGGUAUGUGCAAUGGAAAUUCCUUAGAUACAAGUUUUAUGGGAUCAUCUGAAACAAUAAAUCCAGGAAUCGUCGCGUUUGAAAUUGAAUAUGGAAAUUGGGUCGAAGAGAGUCAUAGGCGUAACAAUGAGCUAAGAAAUGUAUUUCAAGCUAACGCGCCCGAGGUGCAGCUCGGUCAGGCUGUUCAGAAUGUCUUGGAUCAUUACGCGGAUCUUUUUCGAAUGAAAGCUGACGCUGCGAAGGCUGAUGUGCUUUAUUUAAUCUCGGGCGUAUGGAAAGCAUCGGCCGAACGCCUUUUCCUAUGGAUCGGAGGAUCACGCCCGUCACAGCUUCUAAACCUAAUCGUGCCGCAACUUGAGCUAUUGACGGAUCCACAAAUCGCUAGCAUAAAGAAGCUUUGUCUGUGUUCUCAGCAAGCUGAAGACGCUCUUUCACAAGGACUCGAUAAACUCCAGCAGAGUCUUGUGCAAGACAUGUCAGUUGAUCCAUUCAGUGCAGUAAAUCAUGGAAUUCAGAUGGCUUUCGCUAUAGGAAAAUUCGAAGCGCUGGAAGGUUUUGUAAGCCAGGCAGAUCACCUUAGGCAGCAAACUCUGAUACACAUGUCGCGAAUUCUGUCUACUCGCCAAGCGGCUAGAGGCUUGAUUGCUCUCGGGGAAUAUUUUCAUCGUCUUCGAACUCUUUGUUCUCUUUGGACUUCUCGUCCUUGCAACACGGUGAUAUCGCCUAAGAUUAGUCCUUAA